AUGAAUACUGAUAUCGGAAUAAAACAAGAAGAUGAACUAGUUAAUAAUUGUCUAUUACUUGAUUCAUCAUCGUUAUCUCAUUCAAUGUUUGAUUCUGUCAUUGAUCAUAAUCAAUUUUGGCAUCGUAAUCAAAUCGUAACACCAACAGGAUAUUAUCUACCAGCCAGUUCUUCACCCUAUGA
This is a messenger RNA of Adineta ricciae, 182 nucleotides long. The record is from the annotation of a GenBank genome assembly. Lineage: Eukaryota; Metazoa; Rotifera; Eurotatoria; Adinetida; Adinetidae.